This is a messenger RNA of Etheostoma spectabile (orangethroat darter), 5390 nucleotides long. Its product is annotated as grainyhead-like protein 2 homolog. The record is from RefSeq and is a predicted model, not a curated record. Lineage: Eukaryota; Metazoa; Chordata; Actinopteri; Perciformes; Percidae. Gene Ontology annotation, biological process: neural tube development; brain development; regulation of transcription by RNA polymerase II. Gene Ontology annotation, cellular component: nucleus. Gene Ontology annotation, molecular function: DNA-binding transcription activator activity, RNA polymerase II-specific; RNA polymerase II cis-regulatory region sequence-specific DNA binding. The transcript has 16 exons. Bases 328 to 2226 code for a protein of 632 amino acids.
UCGGAUGCUGCAUUAGUCUACCCAUCUCUUUAAUUACCAACUUCUCCAAACUGGACAGGCUAAAAACCUUGCGCGUGCAAGAACUGUAGUUUAAGUUUUAUUUUGUCAGCGUAUGCGCAAAUUUUCCCUGCCAUCAAAGAUAUUCGAACAUAUUUUAGUACGCAAGGUUUCAGAGGAUUUCAUUGGUUAUGUUGACUGAGGGGUUAAAUAGAGCCAGCCUCUUGCACGCCUAGUCAUCUCAGCCUCCCACACAAACUUAGCUGCACUAACUAGAAAGUCCAGUUUCUCAAGCAAGACCUAGAAACACCACAGAGUCCUGAAGGCACCAUGGACCUCGACAGUAAACGGCUGGUGGUGGUGGUACCAAAUGAAGUGCAGGUGCCCUCUCGUCAAGUGGUCAGCAGCGAGGAUGAUGCGUGGAGGAGCUACCUGGAGAACCCGCUGACCGCUGCCACUAAGGCCAUGAUGAGCAUCAAUGGGGAUGAAGACAGUGCAGCAGCACUGGGACUGCUGUACGACUACUACAAGGUUCCCAGAGAGAGGAGACGGGCCUCCAGUGAUGUUAAACCCACAGACCCCUCCGCUAUGGGGCCUGAUACCUGCGGGAGCUUGGAGAUACUAGAUCACCAUCUCCACGCUCUCAGGUCCAUGCCUGUCAACCUUUCCCUAAACAACAACACCACCACAGAACAUCAGGGCUCCAAGUAUGGAGCGAUCUGCCUCACAGCAGGCGGUAAAGGUGGAGGUGGGGCAGCUCCGGCUGUGGUCAAGACAGAGGGCCAGAUGUCCAUGGGAGUGUCCUGCUCUGGGGGAUCCUACCAAGCACAACCCGGAGAUCACAUACGGAUGGCUUACGAGCAGAGCCACUACGAUGUGUCGCAUGCUGGAUACUUUAAAGAUAAACAGAGAAGCACUCCAGACAGCACAUAUGAGGACGCCGUCGAAGGAGAGAUGUAUCACAAAAGUCCCUCCUCUGGAGUUGAUGAAUUCCACUGCAGCCUACCAAUGGGCAGCUUCCAGUACAGUCUGGAGGCCAGCAUGUCUCUGCGGCCGCGGCAGGUAGAGGGACCGAUGGCUUACCUGAACCGGGGCCAGUUCUACGCUUUGACACUGUCGAAGGCCGGCUUCAGAUCGUCCGUACAUCAGCCCAGAGGCAAAGUGCGGGUGAGUGGGCCGACGCCGUCACACGGGCCUGAUGGGGGCCCAUCCGGUAAUGAGCAAUGCACCAUGGGAGGCUCUGAGCUGCAGCGGGACAGUAUUGUACAGAGCGUUAUCAUGGUUGUCUUUGGGGAAGACAAGGGCAGAGACGAGCAGCUGAAGAAUUGGAAAUACUGGCACUCCCGCCAGCACACUGCCAAACAGAGAGUCCUGGACAUUGCCGACUUCAAGGAGAGCUUCAGCACGAUCGGGAACGUGGAAGAAAUUGCCUACAACGCUGUCUCUUUCACAUGGGAUGUCAGUGAAGAAGCUAAGGUCUUUAUCUCCGUGAACUGUCUGAGCACGGACUUCUCCUCGCAGAAGGGCGUGAAGGGCAUGCCUCUGAUAAUCCAGAUCGACACCUACAGUUACAACAGCUGCAGCAGCCAGCCGAUCCACAGGGCCUUCGCUCAGAUCAAGGUCUUCUGCGAUAAGGGCGCUGAGAGGAAGCUCCGUGAUGAGGAGAAGAAGCAGCUCAGGAAGAGGGUAAAAGGGAAACAUUGCAGUUUGGGGCAGACGCCCCCCGUCAAGAGGGCUGAUAACACGCUGUUCAAAACAAUGGUAGACCUGGACGCCCAGCCUGUGCUCUUCAUUCCUGACGUCCACUUUGGAAACCUGCAGAGAGCCGGGCAGGUGUUUGCUUUCAACACUGAAGAGGUGGACAGAGAUGGAAGUGUUCUGGUGAAAAGGAUGUCACAUGUCGCUGAGGAAGAUGUCUGUCCACCUCAGCCCAAAAAGUCCAAAGUGGAACUGGAAAGGAAAGUCCUGCUGUAUGUGAGGAAGGAGUGUGAUGAAGUGUUUGACGCCUUAAUGCUGUACACCCCAACCCUAAAAGCAUUGAUGGAGGCAAUCUCAGAGAAAUAUGCAGUCCCUGUCGACAAGAUGGCCAAAGUUUACCAAAAAAGCAAGAAAGGGGUCCUGGUGAACAUGGACGACAACAUCAUCCAGCACUACUCCAACGAGGACACCUUCAUCCUGGCUAUCGAGAGCUGUGCACAAUCCUUACGUGUCACUCUGUCAGAAAUCUGACGGUUGCUACCCACAGCACUUUAUCCAGCACAGUCACCAUAUUGACGCUUUAGCCAUGCCAUGGGUAGCAGUUAUGAACAUUUACUGGCAGUAUUAGAUGGUGGCGGCACCAAAAUGUGUUCCUUGAGGCCUACGUCUGGCCUAAAUACAGUAGGCGUCUCAGUUUGUUGUCCUGCAUGGAUCAUUGGCUAAACUCCAUCCCCCGGACAACGUAUACAUCCACCUCACCUGCUGCAGAACCUGUUUACUACACAUCCUGCUGUGGGAGGAUUUCUUUCUUUAGGAACACGGGCUUCAAUUUGAAAAUGUAUGAAAGUGUCCAGAUUAGGAAAUUAAAUAAUAAUGAACUUCUUAAUACGUUGGUGUGCCAGAAAAGAAGUCUUUAUCCAAGGUAACACAAAGCAUCCAGCCAGCUUGCUGUGCUUUCACAGGAAGAACACAGUAUGUAGUAUAGUAGUAUGGGCUUGACGGCAGGGACUGCUGUUAGAUUCUUCCUGGUCACCGCACGCUUUUAGAUUACUCGAUCCGAUGUGUGGAUGGCUCUCACUUCAAAGCAAGUUAUGCAACAUCUUUUACUGGCACUCAUUGGCCUAUUGUUUUGUGUACACUUAUUUUUGGAUGCAUCUCAAAAUAGUUCUUAUGUCAUGAAUUCUCUAAUCUUUCUUAGUUGUCCAUCUUUUUUUUUUUUUUACUGCAUACUAAAUGUUUCCAAUCGGUACCAGUGGAAUUAGUCAUCACAGCUUGUGAUUACACGCUGGUGUCUCACGGCCUAUAAUUGCACGAGGCACCGUUAUGGAACAAGACAGUAAGUCUCCAGGAUGCUGUUAAACUGUUUUGCUUCCUCCGUGCAUGUGUUUAUUGCUUUCCCUCUCGCUGUAGAGACUGGAGUCAUUAGUAUUUAGGGCAUUAGUCUGAGGCUACUGCAAACCAUCGGAGCUUAACAGUCUAAUCGCUCAUGUUUACGCCCGGUUCCCUGACAGCCACAGGAGCCUUCAUUCGCCUCAUGCUUUAUAAUGUACAGUCUUUUUUUUUUUAAAUGAGUCAAUAAAUAUAGUUUUAUAUGCAGUCACGUGUGCCACAUUUAAUUUCACCACAUUCUAAUGAGGCACACUUCAUCCAGAGCGUUCAAAUUAACUGUAUUAAAUAUCAACAUGACAAAAGAAAAUAAUUCUAAAUAUGUAAACUUGCCAGUAAGCUUUAUAUGUAAAUGCUUUAUUUGUAGGUUAUGCCUUUUGCAUUUUGGAAACAUUAUCAGUAACACAUGUACUUUUUGCACAAACAUUUUAUACAUAAGUACUUGAAAUAGUUACUAUAGCCUAUAUCCUUGAACCAGUUUUAAGAAUAUUUUUUUUUUUGUAAAAUACUAGCAUAAUAUUGGCAACACAGCUGUAGGGGAGAUAUACUAAGUUUAUUCAAUAUAUUGUAAAACAAGCCCUGGAUUCAGUGACUGAUGGGUAAUCAUGACAAGGCGUGCUUGAAGAUGUGCUGACCAAUGUGAUGCAGCUCUGACACGUCACUUCUGGAGGCCCGCUAUUGGCCGAUUUUAGUGCUUUUUGGAGGCCAAUGAGGACAGAAAUAAUGGUAAUUCUUAUUUACAACACUUUGGAAUUCUAUUAAAACUUUACUACUUAAGUUACUCUUCUUAUCACAAAGUUUCCGGGUCCUGCUUUACACUGAGAAUGUUUUGAUUCUUAAAGGGUAACUUUGUCUGUUUUCAACUUAGACCCUAUUUUCCUACGUUUUUGUGUCUAAGUAACUGAUGGGAACAACAAUCAUCGACAUUGGUCCGGUAUUAAGCAAGACCGCCGCAGUCGGCAGUCAGUGAAACAAGCUACAGUCAAUUUUUGGGCAAUUGUGCACCUUCAAUUCACUUUCACCAAAGUGCUUGCUUUGCCAAGUGUCUGACAACAUUAUGGAAAGGAUUCUCUAAGAACCUUUCUGUUAAAGAGUAAGACAUUUUAUUUUUUUUAAACAUGAGAACAUCCGCUAAACCCACCAGACUCCCUGUAAAUAAUCAGCAAUUUUAUCAUUGUAAAAUACACUUUAUUCAAAGUCAACAGAAACAUAAUAACUUUAAAUACGUUUUGGUUUUUCUUUCAACUUUUCCAACAAUCAAAACUCUAGUUUUGAUGCAAAUAAACACGUAGUUUCACGAUUUACAUGUGAAAAUAUGUUGACUCCAAACAUGUUAAAAGUAUUGUCUUUUUAAAUUGAGUCUGGUGCUUUAGCGCUUGCGACCUCAGAGCUGUUUCUGGUUAAACAGGUUUAAAACGGCCUAUCUCUGUCUGGAUCCUUUCCAUAAUGUUGUGUGACACUGCGUUUUAAUUGCCUGGUAACCGAUAAAGUAAAUUAUUAUUUUUUUUAAAGUGUGCUACUUUGGCACCGCGACAGCUCUGUCAGUGUCUCUGCUUCGGUUUCAUCACCACUGUGUCUAUCUUUUACUGUUUAUUAUGUUGAAAGUUUCUAAUUUAUGAAAUCAUUGCUUAAAGCAUGAAAACGUUUUGUGUUGGAGUUUGUAACAUUCCAAAAUCUUAAUUUUGCACAUUGGGUCCAAAUAUUAUCGGUUUCAUUAACUACUAAUAAUCAGUAUCUGCCUUGAAAAACAAAUACCAGUCAAUCCCAAAUCGGCAGUAUAAAGUAGAGGACAGCCCUCCUUUUAAUGAUUUAUAUUAGUGGUAUGCUUUUCCUAGUCAUGGUCUUAAUGAACAGUUCAACCCGAUGAACUUUAUCUUUACGCUGUCACCACAUUACAAUUAACCACACAUCACAUUAAUGCUUGCACACAAUACAUUGUAAAUUUAAUUUUUGCCUUUUAAAGUUGACCAAAAAACAGAAUCCUGUGUUCCAAAACUGCAGUCACUAAAUACAGGAUACCAUACAAAACCUACAAAAUGCAACAAUUACAAACAUUUUGUUCAACAGAUAACAAUUGUACAGUAUAAAUUUAUACAAUACUGCUUUGUUUUUAUUUGGCACUUGACCGCAAGUUGCUAUUUUGUGUUUUAACAGAAAUGUUACACCUGACGUAGCUUUAAAAAACAAAAACAAAAAUCAUUAAAAAAAGACAAUAUAAGCAACAGAUGGUGACCGUAUCAUUGCAGUAGUAGUUGUGACUCUCGGUUUUGUUUGUCUGCGUCUUUUUUUUCUUCUUUUUCACAAAAAAA